Molecule: messenger RNA, 8484 nt
Organism: Anastrepha ludens (Mexican fruit fly)
Lineage: Eukaryota; Metazoa; Arthropoda; Insecta; Diptera; Tephritidae
Product: transmembrane protein 47
Exons: 7
Coding region: 565-1176 (203 amino acids)
Biological process (GO): cell-cell adhesion
Cellular component (GO): membrane; cell-cell junction
Source: RefSeq, a predicted model, not a curated record
UUCGAGAAAGAAGCAGACAAAGUAGUAAAGUAAAGAAAUUUUCUCGACGAAAACGAACACAAUUGUUUAUGUGUGAUCGCGAAAGUAGAAAAACGUCAAUUUUUUAUAAUUUAAUUUUUAUUUUUACUUGCUAACCUAUUAAAGGACGUGUGGUGUUUUUGGAAAUGUAAGCGGAUUUUAAGCAGCUUAAAACAAGUAAAACGUACGCAUUAAAAAUUAAAAAUAAAAAUUUAAGUGCAAAUUUUCGGAACAAAACGCACAGCAAAAUUGAAAAACAAAAAAUUGUGUGCAAAAAAGAUAACAAAAUAUAUUAUAAAGGAAGAGUUGUACAUUACUAUAAACAGAAAAAGUUAAGGGAGCAGUAAUUGAAAAGCCAAGAGGCUAAUGAAGGAAGGUUGAAAAAAGAAGUGAGGUUUAAGCCAAAUCAAUUGGUGGUUCAUAUAAACAUCUGUUGAGUUGUAACGCUUGUGUUGUUAUUGUUGUUAGGAGGGCCCACUAACACCCUGCUACUAACAAACACACACAUAUUGACUUGAUAGCUCGCGACGCCCCUCACCAUCAAAAAUGGCGCCCACAACAACUAUUGAAACAAUAACAAUCACAAGGCCACUCAAGGUCAUUGCAUUUAUAUGCGGUGUCAUCGUUGUGAUACUGAUGAUUAUGGCAUUAGCUUCCACGGACUGGUUAAUGGCUGCUGGCUGGCGCCAGGGUCUCUUUGUGCACUGCAUUGAGGAGGAUGUUGAUUCACCGUUGCCAUUCAACUUGCACGAUCCGCCUGGUUGUUAUGCCAGUCGAGAUGUGGCUUACAUCAAGGCUACUGCCGCUUUAUGCAUAAUCACAUUGAUAACAGACGUUAUUGCCACCAUACUCACUGGACUGGGUUUGCGAACACAGAAUCACAAUGUGAAAUACAAAUUCUACAGAAUUGCUGUGCUGGUGAUGCUGUUGUCAUUACUGGCUGUUUUGUCUGCACUUAUAAUAUAUCCUGUAGGCUUUGCUGGAGAACUCAAUUUGGCGAAUCGGCCGAUUUGGGAAUUCGGUUGGGCCUAUGGUGUUGGCUGGGGUGCAGCUAUCUUCCUGUUUGGAGCCGUUGUGCUACUGCUAUGCGAUAAGGAGUCGGAGGAGAUCUAUUAUAAGGAGAGAAAAAUUGUACAUGAAAACCAAAUGCGCGCCUAGGCCAGGCCGCACGACCUGCCUGACGUCGUUCUUUAGAUAUUUAAGUAAAUUAUGCGAUUUCUACUGAUAUAAUACUACUAACUACUACUAUUACAAGAACAACAAAACAACAAAAACUAAAUUCAACAACAUCAAGCCGUAAACAGUAGGAAAUGAAAGCAAGCAAAAAGCAAAGAAACUAAAACAAAAAAUAACAAUAACGAACAAGAAGUAGAGGAAAGCAAAAAAAGUAAAAAGAGUUAGAACUUCUGUAAUAUUGUCAUCAUUGCCGUCAACCAGAAAACAAUACAAACACACAGUGAAAAAAUGAAGGAGCGCAGUUAAAAACAAAGCAAAAUCCGAUCGAAAAAAAAUUAAAACCAGCCCCAAUCAAUACAUAUACAAACAUACAACCAAAAUACACAUACACGCGCAUCAAAUGAUAAUCGCCUACUGUCACGCAUACUUACGGCAGUAAAAAAAUUUGGCUUUUCAAUAUCCCAAAGCAUAUUAACAAAACAAAGAAUAAAAAUAAUAGCAAGUAAAAUGAAAAAACAUCAACAAAAGCUAUAUAAGUCAAAGGCACAUUUGAUAUUUAAUAAGCAAACGCAGAAAAUUGUAGUACACUUGCAUACAUACAGGUGCUUGUGAAAAUCUGAUUACCGUUACAUUAAUAAUACAUACAUACGUGCAUAUCAAACUGAAAUAUUACACAGAACUGAACAACUUAGUUCCAAUUAAUAGCGCAUUUCAACAUAUUAUUGACACGCAUUGAUGGCGACGUUUCACGCAAACAUAUAUACAUACAUGGCUACUCGAAACACGCAAACACUCACACAUUUGUCAUACAUUUGGGUGAAUGCAUUUUUAUAAUCACUUUUACAAGUCCAUACAUAUACCUACUACAUAAAAGCAUACAUGUAUUCAUGGUGAUCGUAUUUAACCGUUUAGCACUGCAUACGUAUAUACCUACAAGCAUAUAUCUAUAUAUACAUGUAUUAAUCGUACAUAUACAUAUGUAUUCAUUGUUUCCAUUCUCUUCAAAUAUACAUACACACACAUAUAAAUAUAUAACAUAUAAUGUCACACAUAUGUAACUGCUUGACAAACCUUUUAAUCAUCCUUAAAUCAUCCACACUUCGUUCCACAAUCCCACAAUUAUUAUUAUUAUUUUUUUUUUUUUUUUCAUAUCCAUAUCGGUGUAAACUCCAUACGAAAUAAAGAAAAUUAAGUAAAUGAAUAUGGAUCGUACCGUGAAUGUAAGAAAUUCUAAUUAAAUAUAAGCGUAAAAAAUUGUAGCGUAAAAGGCUAACCACAAAAAAUGCAAAGAAUUAAAAAAAAAGUAUUAUUAAAAUACAAGUAAAAUGUUAAAAGAAAAAUAUUUUAAACAAAUAUCUGGAAAAUCAAUGUAAAUUCACGCUCAUGAACCUACCAAUUCACACCAAACCAGCGACGAUGAAUACGUGAACCGAGUCAUAUAUCAAGUCACAAGCAAACACACACCCAUAUAAAUAUAAUUAGCCUCCACAUAUUACAUACAUACACUACAGACAUACAUGCACACAUAGAUUUACAAAAAAAGAAAAAAAAAAUCAGGUAGCUAUAUUUUGUUUUAUGGCAAAGAAUAUGAUGCUUCCUUUUUGUUGGCUUCAAACAAGAGCAAACACGUUAGGCUUCGUUGAUCUUCUAAAACAUUAGAAAUAACAAAAAUUCCAUCGAGGCAUUAGAACGCAUGCCAUACGCUCCUUCGACCGCGCAAUCUGCAAUAUGCACACAAACUAUAAUUUCAUGUAAAUAUCAGCUAACACUUGAACAACUGCUGCGCGCGCUCGCAACGUAAAGAGCAGCCACUGGGUCGACGAGACCACGGCAGUCGGUUCUACGUUACCGUUAUAUGCCCAAGGACUGUCACUACAGCAGCAUUCCUCGCAAUUGCAUGGGGAUAAGCAUUCCUGCUACAACAACAACAACAAUGAGACCUAGUGAAGAAACUUGGUGCAACCGCUCUUCCCAGGAAAUCUAGUUUUAAUAUUUUUAGCACUAUCGUUAAAAAGUUUUGAGGGGGCGGUCUUAUAAUGCAUACUUAAGUUCUAGAUAAGCAAAAUCUUAAUUGAGCACAACUUGAAUUUUUUGGAAUAUUUGCUUUUCAUAGCACCAACUUGCAGAUUAAAAAAUAUAAUACGCGAAAAUUCUUGGCUUAUGUAUAUGAUUCAAUUGUUAAAGGUUUGCUCAUUUGUGACGUUAGAAUUCUGACGCACCCUUAAAAAAGGUAGCAUUUAAGAAAGACGAGAGAAGUGGAAAAAUUAAAUACCACAUUGGUAAAAGUUGCAGCCAAAAUUGCCAAGUCUGAUAUUAAAAAAGAAAAAUGAAAGAACGAGAACCCGGACACGAAACACCAAAUUAUAGAAAAUGUUUGUAAUAGCGGCGGUCGCUGCUCGUCAGACAAAGUCUAACUUCAGAGUGUACUUCUGCCAUGAAAAAGGUGCUCAUAAAAAACUAACUACCAUUCGGAGGCUAUGAUUAAUUACAUAUUGCUAAAUAAAUUAUUGUUGGUACAAUAACUUAUGCAUUUUUAAAGUAACCUUUUCUAGUAAGUACUUCGCAACCGAUGUUUGAAAGGUUUGAAAGGGCUCAGUUUGUAAAAAUGUUCAGUUUUCACGCGCAUUGCCCCAAAAGGAUGCUCUAUGAUAUCCUGAUUUAAGUGGUAUGUCAGGAUGUAUUGCAUAUCUUUUUGCCGCUGGAUCUACCGAGCAAGUUCUGGCUCGUAAACACACCUUUUUGAAAACGAAAUGUUUUUCUUGCAAACAUUACUUUUCCUUCAUUUUUACUCAAAAUUUCUAGAGUUAGUAACCCGGUUGUUCUUAAGGGAGCCGAUUUGUCAAGAGGGAACAAGAAAGCUGCUUACUGAGCAAACCUUUUAUUAGUGAAUCAUGGUUCAUGUACAUAUUUUGACAUUUAACGAAGUUACAAAAAAUGAUUAGUUCAAAAGUAGAUGCCCAGAAAAAAACCUUUAAAUUUUGUAAUUUUUUGGUCUUUUUUUUUUGUUCGCACCCUAUCAAGAAAUUCUUUUCCAUUGAACCUCAAUAAAAUCCAUUUCAUAUUUUUCUCCCCCAAAUCCAAUUAUUAUUUUACUUUUCACUUUGUAUAUAGUUAUAAGCUGUAAUCAGCUACAUUAAGCUCAAGUAUUUUUUUUUUUUGUUUUUUUUUAAUAAUUAGGGGUAUUUAUUUAAAAAACUAAUUUUUCUUGAUUAAAUUGUUUUCAAUAAUUUAUUUCUUUUUUCUUUUAAUUUUUAAACUUUUUUUUGUUAAUUUUCUUUUUAUUUAUAUUAAAUUUCUUUUAUUUAUUUAUUUUUUUUUGGUUGAUGAUUAGGAACACUAAUGUCCCCAAUGUUAUUCUAACAAAUUUUUGUUUUAUAAACAAAAUUAAAAAAAAAAAAUUCUUUUUUAUUAAAUAUUUUUUUUUAAUUUUGUUUCUUCGUUUGUUUAAAAAUUAGUUUUUCUUAAAUUUUUUGAUAACUUUUUUUCCAAAAAUUUUUUUUAUUAAAUAUUUUUUUUAAUAAAUUUCUUUUAUUAUUGCUUUCUGUCACUAAUGUUUCUAAUGUUAUUCCAGCAGCAUUCUUUCAUUCUAAAAUAUUUCACGCUACAACAGCCUGACUAAAUCGUUGCGUCUAGAUUAAGCUCAAGUUUUUUUUUUAAUAAUUUGGGGAAAAUGCAAGAUCUUAGCUUCGACUUUGAGUAUGCUUUAAGUAAGCAUUUUAAUACCGCCCAAGGCAGCGUAACAAGCGUCGCAUAUCUGGCAUAUCUAAAGUUCUAGCGCUAAUUAUAGAGUAUUCGUCGGACAUGUACCCUUUUUUUGCGACAACGUAAGUGUUAAUCAGCCAACCAAUCCGUGUUCAGAAUGUACCUCACAUGUUCCUCACAUAUUUACACACAGCACAGACACACAAAUUUGCAUACCGAUGUAUAUUUUGUUUUUAAUUUAUGUGUCAGUUUGUAGGUAAUUGCGCAAAUUUGAAGAAAAUUUUUGCAAAACACUUUUUGCUAUAUUUGUAACUGAAAAAAUUUCUUGCUACACACAACUUGUAGUACAAAUAUUUUCUCGAAAUUGUUUAUCACAGUCGAAUAGACUCAAAACUGAUAUUAUUUGCUUUAGAGUAUACGAAAUAUUUCGAAAAAUUUACUUACUUAGAUGUGUGUGUGAAAAACUUAUAAUUUUAAGCAAUAAAAAAUGAAAACAAAUGGCAGCUAUAUACAGCGCAAUUGGCAAUGUGGCGUCAAAACACAAAAGAAAAACAAAAAAACAAAAAAUAGUAAACAACAAUCUUACACAAAAAGCACACAAGAGUACACAUACAUGCAUAAACACUAAUUAAAGAUAAGCUUAUUGUUUGAAUUGAUGUUUCCUUUUUGUUUAAGAAUUGUAUUUUUUUUUUUUUUGUUAAAAGUAACUAACAAACGCUGGAAAGUAAUGACGAGAAGUGAAUAAUUCUACUAAUUAUAGUUGAGUUAGAUAACCCUGUUAAAUUGUUUUGCCUUUACACGGCCUUUACUUUGUAUAUUUAAGUAACUAAUUAGUCUGUCUUCAUAAACUCUUUAUAUUUAUUUUACAUCUGAAAAUAUUUUUGAGACAAAUAUUUCUUUGACAAACCAAUUUAUUUUACUGCGAUAAAUUAUGAACUUUUGUAAAAAAAUACAUUUCGAAGCAUUGUAAAGCUGUAUUGGUGAGUAUUUAAAAGUUUAAACAGCUAAGUCGGCUUAAUUUGCUUUAUGAAAGUUUCGUAGAAUAGUUAAAAGAGACACAAAAGAAACAAAAUUUAAAGCUUCACAAAAAAGUUUUUCAUUGCUUUGCGCUUCAUUACAUCAGAACACUUCAAAUCGUCCAUGUUCGGUAAGACAGACAAUUUAUAUGUUAUUAUUUACUAUUAUUGAGUUAAAUGAAAAAGAAAAAAUAUAUAUAGUAUAAACAGUAAAAUGUUUAAACACUACACACUGCUAAUUUACUUGUACAAUUUGUACAAAAUAAUAUCUAUUAUAUAAUAUUAUUUAUUUUUAGUGCUCUCUAUUUUACCCUACGAAUGUAAUAUCCGAACGCACUGACUAUAGACUUCUUCUACCUAUACAUAAUAAUGUAUAUAUACAAUUUUUUUCUAAUCAUGUAUUGGUCUGAUUUACAGUGUUAAUAUUAAUAAACUAAUUUUUUGUUAGUAAUUAUUUUUAUUUUUUUACUAUUAUUUUUUAUUAAUCUGUUUUUAUUAUAUUUUUUUACGAAUUUUUAAGAAAAUUUAAGGAAACAUUUUUUUUUUUUCAAAUUAAGAAACAAAAAUAAAAAAAUUAAAUAAAAAGUUUUAUAAAAAAUUGUAAAACAAAAAAUUAUUAAAAAAUUUAUAAAAUUUUUUAUAAAUUUUUUUACAGUUUUUUUUAUUAUAUUUUUUAUAACCCGUUUUUCUUAAUUAAAAAAAAUUGUUCUAAAAUUUUUUGUAUACAUUUUUUAGAUGAUUUUUUGUAAAUUUUCUUUUACUAAUUUUUUGAUUAAUUUUGUUCUUGUUAAACUCUUCAUUAAUUUGAAAGAAUUUUUUAUUUAAAAUUUAUUACAUUUUUUUUACAAAAUUUUUUUAUUAUAUUAUUUUAUAACCUGGUUUUCUUAAUUAAAAAAAUUGUUCGCAAUUGUUUUUAUAAAUACAUUUUUUAGAUAAUUUUUGUUUUAAUUUUUUUGAUUAUUUUGUUUCUGUUAAACUUUUUAUUAGUUGGUACGAAUUUUUUAAAAAAGUAAGAAACAAAAUUUUUAUAAAAUAUUUUAUAAAAAAAAAAUUAUUUAUUAAAAAAUUUUAUAAAUCUUUUUUUAUUAAACACUUUUUUAUAGAUUUUUUUAUAAUUUGUUUUUUGUACAUUUUGUUUCUUAAUUGAAAAAAAAAACAAAUGUUUCAUAAUUAAUUCAUAUCUUUUUUAAUUUUUGUUUCUUAAUUAAAAAGAAAUGUUUUUCAUAAUAAAUUAAUAUCUAUUUAAUUUUUGUUUCUUAAUUAAAAAAAUGUUAUUCCAGAAAAAUUGUUUGUAUAAAACCUUUUUUUAAUUUGUUUUAAAAAUUUUGAUUUUCUAAAAAAAUUUUUUUGUAAAAUGUUUUUUUUUUAAUUUUUUUAUUUAAUAUUUUUGUGGUUUUUUAUUCAAUUUCUUUUUAGGUUUUUUUUUUUAUUAAAUUUAUUUUUAUUUUUUGUUUUUUUUGAUGAGCACUAAGGUUCCUAAUGUUAUUCCAGCAGCAUUCUCCAAAAGUUCAAACGAAACUAUUUCACACUACUACAACAACAACCUAACUAAUUUGUUCCGACUACAGUUGGGCCAGUGGCCCAAUCCAGUCUGGCCACAAUCUACCAGUUUCCGCGUAAAGCAUUAUGCUAUAUAAUCUGCAUUAGAUUAUGUUGUAAACCUCAGUGUGACAGCGUCACUGUUUUAAAGAGGAUUCCUCUUUAGCACACUUUGGUUUUGACGUUCGGAAUGUGCGGGUUAACGCUGCGUAUCUUCGAGGCCCUUUUUAUUUCAAUACCGGUAUGAACCCGUGUAGUUUUAGCAGAUUUGCUGUUGUUGUUGUAGUAGCUUAAAAAUUCCCCAUACAUGUAUGUGAGAACGGAUUGGCAGAAUCAUCCAACUUUUGGAUUUAGAAGUCCCACUCCGUCCAUCUACUUCAUAGAUUUGAUCGUUACCAAAUUCUAUUAGGGCAGUGAUGGAAGUAUGAGUCGUAAGGAGCCACUGGGUUUUCACGAACGAAACUUGUGAACUUGCAGCCCGUCAGUUAAGGUUUAUACCUUGUGGGUCGAGCAUGGAGAUUGAUAUAUUUUUAUUACUGAAAUCCAACCGCUGUAGAAGAGUGGUUUGUGCGUGGCUACUAAUCGGCGGGGCCCGAGAUAGAAGACCAGUAAAUUUUGGAGAAACCUGUUUCGGCGGUUAAAGGCAAAUCUCUUAAUGAAUCUCGUUUUUCUUUCUCGAAAAAGCUUCUCAUAACAAACCAUCUGCCAUCUGUAAGUCCGUCCAUUUGUAGGACAAGCUCUGCCAAAUACCUAAUUACUUAAUUAUUAACUAACACUUUUUCGCCCCACACAUUUAUUUUAGUAAAUGUGGUUUGUUAGUAUGUAAAGUAUUUUGAAAAGUAGCAACAUUGUAAAUUGGACCGAAAUUAGUUAAAACUGCUUACGUCUCUUUAUUUAUAUUAUUUUGGUUAAGUGUACUUUGUAUAAUUUUUCUGUAUAUUAUUGUUUGUAAAAUUUUAAUUUUCCUUAUCUAAUAUAAACAAUGUUAAAUAACAAAAAAAAAAAAAAUUGGUAUUUUUAUUUGAAUUAAAAA